This is a messenger RNA of Amphiprion ocellaris (clown anemonefish), 9156 nucleotides long. RefSeq names its product protein tyrosine phosphatase receptor type Z1b (gene ptprz1b). Bases 36 to 6209 code for a protein of 2057 amino acids. The record is from RefSeq and is a predicted model, not a curated record. Lineage: Eukaryota; Metazoa; Chordata; Actinopteri; Pomacentridae. The transcript has 33 exons. Gene Ontology annotation, biological process: peptidyl-tyrosine dephosphorylation. Gene Ontology annotation, molecular function: protein tyrosine phosphatase activity; protein binding.
AUCAUGUCCCUGUAGUAAUAUCACAAGAAUAUUAUAUGAGCGGUACAGUGAUUUCCAUUAAGGGCAGUGGGCGGCGCGCACACACAGCCCCGUUUCUUAUAGCGCACAUACGUGAGUGCGCGUCCAUCGUCAUCCAACCAGCCAGCGGAGCCCGCACUCCUCAAACCAGACCCGAGCCGAACCAAGCCGUGACGACCCUCAGCGAUCUGAGCCCGCAGUCCUGCCGCUCCACUCAGAGGCAGGAGAGGCAGAAUGAUGACCUCUUAGCGCAUCUUUACGCACCGACCCGCCGUCCGUCCCUUCUUCAACCCACAUUCUGCCUCUUUGCGCUGAAUUUGUUCGCCGACACCAUGGACACGGCAGUUCUACGGACCCAUAUAAUCAUCUGCCACCUGAUUCUUUUCAGCCAAAUAGUUGUGGCAGCAGAACCGCUGGUCCAAGGUCUGAGAAAACUUCCUGAAGAUAUCGACUGGUCCUACUCAGGUGCCCUGAGCCAGCAUAGCUGGGCUAAGAAGUAUCUGUCCUGUAGCAGUGCCAGGCAGUCUCCUGUGGACAUUGAUGAGACGUUCACCCAGGUCAGGCUGCAGUACCAGAACGUACAGCUAGAGGGCUGGAACAAACUGACAGCAGAAUCCACCACCAUCCACAACAAUGGGAAGACUGUGGCCAUCGAUGUGGACGGAGAGUUCUUUGUGAGUGGAGGAGGACUGAGCUCCAGGUUUCGUGUUAGUAGAGUCACCUUCCACUGGGGACGCUGCAACGCAACAUCAGAUGGGUCUGAACACAGCCUGAAUGGGAUGAAAUACCCUCUGGAGAUGCAGAUCUAUUGUUACGAUCCGGAUGACUUCCAAAGUCUGGAUGAUGCUAUAAAGGAAGGAGGGAGGGUGGCUGCUUUGGCUGUGCUCUUUGAGAUUAGCCUCGACGACAAUGAGAACUUCACUCCUGUUCUAGAGGCCAUCAACACUGUCAGCAGGUUUGGUAAGAGUGGAUCAGUGGAGGCUUUCACCUUGAGGUCCCUGCUGCCUAAUAACACAGAUAAAUACUACAUAUACAACGGUUCUUUGACUGCUCCUCCCUGCUCCGAAAUGGUGGAAUGGAUCGUCUUUAAACACACUGUGGCCAUAUCAGAAACACAGCUGGAGGUGUUCUGUGAGGUGAUGACCAUGGAGCAGGCUGGAUAUGUGAUGCUGACGGAUUACCUGCAGAACAACUUCCGAGAGCAGCAGCAGCAGUUCAUGGGUCAGGUGUUUGCUUCCUACACCGGAGUCGAGGACGUGCUCACACCCACCUGCAGUUCCGAGCCAGAAAACAUUCAGGCUGAUGCCCAGAACGACACCACCAUCGUGGUGACGUGGGAGCGUCCUCGUGUGGUUUAUGAUACCACCAUCGACUGGUACACCGUCACCUACCAGAGGCUGCAGGGCCAAGACCAGGUCAAGCAGGAGUACAGGACCGAUGGAGACCAGGAUGUGGGUGCCAUCAUCUCCAGCCUGCUGGCCAACAGCAGCUAUGUGGUUCAGGUGGUGGCUUUUUGCACAAAUGGACUCCGAGGACGAUGGAGCGACCAGGUUAUAGUGGACAUGCCGUUAGAAGACCCUGAGAGUGACUCCGAUCCUGAUGCUGUCACGAAGGAUUCUGUAGGCAACAGGGAGGUCUCAUCUGUAUCCAGAUGGGAGAAGCCAGAGAACCAGAAUAAAGUAGAUUUAACUCCAGAGGACCACAGUCCAGUGGAAGAGAUCCCAGUGGAGCAGACCAGAGUUUACCAGAACCAGCCUUCACACCACGAUGACCUGUACAUAGACCAGCCUGAAGUAAACCGGAACAUCCCAGUUCAGGUCGACACCCGUUCAUCUCCAAAGACUCCCUCUGACUCUGUAGUUCUACAGAAUGUGAGAAAGAAACCAGAUCCUAAGAAGUCUCAGACUGAUGAUGAUGUGGAUCUGAACUGGAUUGAUGGGGACCAGGUGAACCCAACACAACGGCCCUUCACUAAGGCAGGUUUUGACAGCAAUGGCGCAAUCUGGGUAACUGACGUAACUGAACAGCCGGGAUUCCUGUUUCCAGUUGCUCGGACAACCACUCUGCCAGCAAUCCGCCGGCAAAUCACAGAGGAGGCAUCACUGUCAGUGUUGUCACAUCAGUCAAGGGAUCACAGUCCAACAGACCAAGCCAGUGAAAAUGGCCUCCCUUCUCAGUCGGACCUUUACACCCCUCCAGUGGAGGACAUCCAAGUCACAGAUAUCUUCUAUGAAGACACAGUCAACAGCUCUCCACUGGAACCCAUCAGCUCCACUCCAACAGUGUCUGGUUCUGUGCUGCCAGGUGAUAAAGAAGACGAAGGCUCCCUGUCGUCCUCUGAAGACAGCGAUGCCCCUGUGAUCCAACCCCUAACGAAAACCAUCACCUCAGUGUCCUCCACCCCCUCCUCUCUCUGGAUCACGGAAAAGACAGCGACUGCCAGCAACACACUUGCCAAUUCGGUCUACAAAACAUUCACCACCUCCUCUCUGCUCAGAGUGCUGAUGCAUACGACUCAGCCCAUGUUCACUGCAAAUACACCCACAUCCAGAGUUAAGGACUCAAGUAUUGAUCAGUCUUCUGGCUUCACAAACUCUCCAAACACUCUAAAUGGAAUGAUCAUCCACACUGCAAUGCCGGCACUCCCUGUCUCUGAAUUCUCUGAAGGAGGAGAUUUAUACAGUGUCGCACCUCCGUCACUCACAGGCUUCGAUGAAUACAGCAACAGUUUCCGUCCUUCUCCUGCCCUCCAUGAAAACAAUAAGAGCAGUGUUAUCUUUCAUCAUAAUGGCAAACCCUCUGAAGAGGCCUUUAUUGUCCCCUUACAGAUGGAUUUAGAAGACCCUCAAAUCUCUACUACUUUGGAUUCUACAUACUCUCUUCCUGUGAUUUCUGGUGUUGGCUCAAGUACCAUCAACUUAUUGAAAAAAAACACUGUUAAAGGAAACACCCUAAAUACCUUUCUUACUGAAAGUGACAGCAGGAUUCAAGAUGAUCUGGAUAUGUUGUUGGACCAUGGCAAUGAAGUCGAAGCCAGGGCGGAUAGACAUAUAAACGACUACAGCUUCAGUUCAGUCGCAUCUUUGUUUGAUUCUAAAGGUUUAGAUUUGUCAGACAGUCCAACAGAAGGCAGUGGAUCAGGCUCUGGUCUUGACAGCAACAGGCUCAAUCAGGAACUGGAUGAAGCUGGUACUGUUAAAACCAAAUAUUCUGCUUUUGAAAACUCUGUUCUUAGCUUCAAGUUGGAUGAAAAGAGCAGUACACCAAGAAGUAAAAUUGCCACUGAAAGAGAUAGUGGUACAGAUGGAGCACGAAGGAAAAUUGGUGUCAAGAAAGAGUUUGAAACAGAGUCAGAGUCAGAGAUAGAGGACAAUGUAAGUGAGUUAAGUGGUGAGGGAGAAGAAAAGAUAGGGGGAGAAGGAGUAAACGACAUCAGGAAUCAGACAGUGAACAAAGUGGACAGAAAAACAAAUGAGAGUGUUAGACAGCUCAAUAGCACAGCAGGCUGUGACCUGCUGAAAGAAAAAGAGAAACAAACUGAGGCAGCAGUUAGGACAGUGUUCAGUGAGAGUGGCAGUGGGGCUGAGGGUGCCAGUGGAUCUGGAGAACAUGAUGAUUUUGAUGCCAAAGAAAUUCCAAAGGAAGGUAAUGAUGAUACAGAGGGUUUCAUGGCUGGUGAAAAUGAUUCUGGUGAGAAAGACAUUAGAACGAAUUACAGCAAUGAAGAAUUACUGUUUGCAAGAAGAGGAAGUCUGCAGCUGCCUGUCGGUAGAAAUAAACCUACAGCAAAAUCCCAACUGUUGGACAGCAGCAGACAACAUGGAGAUGGGAGUCAUAAUGAAGAGGGUCAAAACACAAGUCCUGACAGUCCAGUGUUUGGAGUUAUGUCUACUCUUGAGAAUAAUAAGGACAAAGAUGAUAAAAGAGAUGAAAAAUAUCUACAAGGAGGUGCUACAGACAGUUUACAGGAGUUCUCAGGUGUGGAUGGGUUGUUGUUUGAUGCUGCAAGAAGCCCAGUGUUGGGGCGUCUUGUUCCUCUGCACAGACUGACACAUACCAGCAAGGCAAUGGAGGAGCACAUGGAAGAGGGCAGCAACAGCAGCCAUGAGUCUCGUGUUGGGCUCGUUGAAGGUGUGGAGAGGGAGAAGAGGACAGUCAUUCCUCUGGCUGUCGUCUCCACUCUCACCAUCCUUUGUCUGCUGGUACUGGUGGGCAUCCUCAUCUACUGGAGAAACUGUUUCCAGGCAGCUAAUUUCUACCCAGAUGAUAGCGCUUCACCUAAAGUGCUGUCUGCUCCUUCGACACCCUUGCUGUUGGCUACAGAUGGUCACGAGCCGCUGACGGUGAAGCAGUUUGUGAAGCAUGUCAUGGAGCUCCACACCACUAACACUUUCUCCAAGGAGUUUGAGAUUGUCAAAGAAUCCUACGAGGAGGUGCAGGCGUGUACGGUGGACAUGGGCAUCACCGCCGACAGCUCCAAUCACCCUGACAACAAAAGCAAGAACCGUUACAUCAACAUACUGGCCUAUGACCACAGCAGAGUGAAGCUCUCCAACAGUUUGGACAGAGAUGGGAAAUGCGGAGACUACAUCAAUGCUAACUUUGUAGAUGGUUAUGAGCGAACGAGGGCAUACAUCGCAGCUCAGGGGCCUCUCAGAGCCGGCAGGGAAGACUUCUGGAGGAUGAUCUGGCAGCAGAACAUUGGAGUUAUUGUCAUGAUCACCAAUCUGAAGGAGAAAGGACGGACAAAAUGUGACCAGUACUGGCCAGAGGAGACCCAAGAAGAAUACGGUCCUUACCAGGUGACCCUGAAAAACACCAAGGCGCUUGCUUACUACACACUGCGGACGUUCUCUAUCAGGGACACCAUGAAUAAGGUGUCUCAAAGGAAAGUUGAACACACAGUCCUCCAUUACCACUAUACCCAGUGGCCAGACAUGGGUGUCCCUGAAUACACUCUGCCUGUCCUGUCCUUCAUCAGAGCGUCCUCUCGGGCCCGGACACAGGAGAUGGGACCUGUCUUGGUACACUGCAGUGCUGGUGUAGGACGGACAGGAACCUACAUAGUGAUUGACAGCAUGUUGCAGCAGAUCCAAGAUCAAGGGACGGUAAAUGUUCUUGGCUUCCUGAAACAUGUGCGGACCCAGAGGAACUUCCUGGUUCAGACGGAGGAGCAGUAUGUGUUCAUCCAUGAUGCUCUGGUGGAGGCUAUCUUGAGCCGGGACACCUUGGUGACCUCUAACCUCCUCCAUACUUACGUGUCGGACCUCCUGACCCCUGGAGCGACAGGCAGGACUCGCAUGGACAAACAAUUCAAGUUAAUUAGUCAGCGUCAAGCGAAGCAUGCAGACUACAGCACUGCUCUGAAAGAUGGCAACGCUGAGCGGAACAGAGCCAGAGCCCUGAUGCCUGUGGAGAGAUCCAGAGUCUGUCUGACCGCUUCAGAGACAAACUCCACAGGCUACAUCAAUGCCUCUUAUGUGAUGGGACAUCACUACUGUAAGGAGUUCAUAGUGAGCCAGACUCCUCUGAGCAGCACAGUGGCUGAUUUCUGGAGGCUGAUCUGGGAGCACAACACACAAAGUGUGGUCUGUCUGCCAGACACACACAAUCAGACUGAAGAGAGGGAGCGUUGUGUCUAUUGGCCCAGUAAAGACCAGCCAAUGAGCUUUGACGGUUUUACUGUGUCGUGCUCUGGGGAGGAGCGUGUGUGUCUGUCGAAUGAUGAGAGACUUUUGGUGCAGGACUUUACAGUGGAGUCUCCACAGAGUAAUUACGUGUUGGAGGUGCGUCAGUACAGUGCUGCCUGCUGGCCAAACCCAGACAGUCCCAUCAGAAACAGUUUUGAUCUGGUCAGCACAGUCAAAGAGCACAGCAGACACACACAGGGACCCACAAUUGUACAUGAUCCUUUGGGAGGUGCUACAUCAGGGCUGUUUUGCGCUCUCACCAUGCUGUCCAGUCAGCUGGAGGAGGAGGGAGCAGUAGACGUCUAUCAGGUGGCUCGGAUGACCAACCUCAUGAGACCUGGGGUAUUUAAUGAUGUGGAGCAGUACCAGUAUCUGUACCGAGCUGUGCUGAGCCUGGUGAGCAGCCAGGAGGACCAGAGAGCCCUGCAGAGUCCAGAGACCAAUGGAUCUGUACCACUGGGACAGACCAACAUCGCAGAGAGCCUGGAGUCGCUCAUGUAGACACGUAUUUAACACGCAAACACGUCACAUAUACAGAAAACUCAUCACACACCUUAAACGUGGUAAGAGGAUAACACCAUCAUUUCUGUCUGUGGUUCAUAGCUGUGUCAGCUGAGCAUGCUAAGGAUUUAAUAUUCAGUCAUCUUUAUUCAUCACAUCUUUUCUCACAUUAUAACAGUCCAAAAUAACCCAGUCUCUUGCUUUCAAUCAUAUCUUACAAAAUGAAAUCUUACUUUUCAUUAUGAGUGGAGGCUUUUACCAGGAGCUCCAGCUACUCCAGCUGUCUGCUAUUGAAAGGAUUUUCUUUUGACAAAUUUCAGGUCUGUCUCACAACCUCACUAAACAUAUUUGUCAGGUUUGGACACACCAUUAAAAGUGACCUUUAGCUACCUGUCGGUGUUAGCAUGUCCAGCAGACACAGCUCAUUUCUGGUGAUAACCCUCAUAUGAGAUGAAGUAGCCAAAAGGUCAAAGGUACCACUUUAUAAUAAGGCACCCUCUAUACAGGUGAACUAAUGGCUUUAGUAACAGGUAAUAAACCUCAUACUAAUAAUUUAUGGAGUAGUUGUAAGCAAUGAAUGAGUUUGGACUGUCAGGCUGUGAUAACUCCCUUCAGAUGGAGACAUACUUUAGUAUUAAUGAAUCUAAUUAAUGAUAUCCAGUUUUUUCACUUUUAAUAAAAAUGUAAGCAAGACAUACCCCAUGGACUUCAAAAGUCCCUCAACUAUAUAUUGACCCAACUGCAGAUUUGAACUUUUUAUUAAAUGUUUUAUAUGUGAGAUUCGGAAGCAUCUCAAAAUUGUGUACAUAAGAGCCAAUUAAAAAACAAGCCAGCCACAGCCAUUAGCAAUGGCCAUAAUGAGUUGUUGUGAACUCAAGUAAAGUUACUGAUAGAAAGCUGGCACUUUGUGAUAUGGAAGGUCACUCGCAGUCUGCUUAAAAAUACAUGGAGAGCCAACAGUUUCAAAGGGAGGGACUCACAUGCACCAAUGCACACUAACACUGCCAAAAAUGGAAUAGAACAUCGAAGAUCACAACAUACACAGAGGGAGCGUAACUUCAUUCUCUGCUGAAGCCACCAUGACUCCGCUCUGUGUUUGCACAGCAGAUAGUGGUUUGCUGCUAUAUUAAUGCUGCGGUUAUCUUCAAGAUCUUGCAUGUUUCACCUUUAAUGGCGUACCUACUAAUUUUAUGUGUGCAUUUUAUACCAAACUGAAACUACCGUGGGAUUUUGGUAGCUUCAUAACUGAUCUGUAAAGUGUUAGUAAAUGAUUUAUUAACCAUUAUUAAAGCCAUUAGUUACAGAUAGGUGGUGGGACCCAACAAAGCUUCACUGCCUUUCAAACAAGAACCUACAAACUUUCCAACUCAGCAGCAGACCAAGGCCAAACAUUUGCUACAAGGUUUCUUUAACAACUAAAUGAACAUGAAAUACAGCAAUCUGUGUUACUGGAAAUGAUCUUUCUUAAUUAUAAGGAGUCUGCUUUGUAAUUCCAGUAAGAGACCGAACUUAGAUUCGUGACUUGUGUCUAUUUUAUUCUUUAUGUAACAAUUAUUUCUUUUAUUUUUUUCUUAUCGACCCCUUAUUGCUUUUUUAAACUAUUUUUUUUCCUCUGAUGACUUUCUUUAAAAAAGCAUACAUAUUAAUAAAAAUGUCACUAGUAAGAUUUCUGAAAGAAUGAUAGAUGACUUUAAUGUCCAAAGGGAAAUAAUGCAGGAAAUGACAUUUUAACAAAACCCUGGUUUCCUAUGAAUAUUUUUUGCACUGCACAUUAACCAGCACAUUGUGGGACUCAAACUACCAUGUAUCUUUAUUUAGAAUAAUGUUUUAAUAGCCAAAUUCUCCAAGGCCUCACUAGUGAGAAUGAAACGACUGCUGUUUUUUUUGGGUUUUUUUGUCUCCUUGCCACUGGCUCCAUGGUCUCUGGUAACCAGUGCCUUUUGCAACUCAUGUUCUUGUACUUUAAACCUGUUUUGAUACAAAUGUGCGACUAAUAUGCCAAAAUAUGGAUGUGUCAUUUUUAUCUAUUUUCUUAAAGGUGAUCACUGCCUCGCUGAGCUCAUUAGAAAAAUGUCUCGAGGCUCAGACGUUUUGUAAAAGAUUUGGGAUUUGAUGUGGCAUUCUGCUCAAAAUCCAGAAUAACAGAGGUCCUUUGCAAUGGAAUAAAGCCUGACAGAUGAUAAUCCUCUGUCUUAUCAGUGUAAGCUAAGAUUUAAAAAAAAAAAACUAAAAACAAUCAUCAUUCAGUUGAGACUGUGCUGUUCAAGUGUGGCAAAUAUUCACUCUUAAUAAAAGGAGAGAAAGGAGUGAAAGGAAAGAAUAAAAGGUGAACUUAGUGCUAUUUUGGGAGACUUUCCCUUCUGUUUAUCCUCAGCAGCAUUAAGGUCUUACAGCUGAGACUCUGAAUCCCAGCACAUCCCUCUGCUACUUGCUACGACUGUUUUGAAGGAGUCCAAAUGUUACUGUUGUGUCAGACACCAUCAGUUGACCUCACUUUCAGACGAAGGCACGGCCUCUCUGUGGCUGUUUUGCACCCCAGUGUAUGAUUUCUUUUUAGUCCAUAUAUAUGGAGAUGCAAAACCAUAGAGGAGUAUGCAGCUGAACAGGCAGCAAUUCAGAUCUGCUCUAAUUGAAAUAAAGAUGUUUUGGUGUAAAUAUCCCUGAAUACUUCAAAGGCCAAAUUACUGUAUGUUUAUACUGUAUCUCUAUAUAUUUUCUAUUUUACUAUAAAAGGUGAUUUUCUAGUCAUUUACACAUAUAUAACUGUGUGGAUUCUAUUUGAUAAUUUUAGCCUGCAAAUAUUGAUCAUGUUUAUAGUUUUAAUGGAACGUUAUCUCUUUUUAUCUCUCUGAUUACAGUAGCAGCUUCAUGUCUAUACCUUUAUCUCCAGCCAUAAACUGGUGCAGUAUGUAUAAAGCAGCAAGAUUAAAGAUUUCUUUCAAACCUU